This is a messenger RNA of Gadus morhua (Atlantic cod), 2632 nucleotides long. Its product is annotated as folylpolyglutamate synthase, mitochondrial. Lineage: Eukaryota; Metazoa; Chordata; Actinopteri; Gadiformes; Gadidae. Bases 144 to 1724 code for a protein of 526 amino acids. The record is from RefSeq and is a predicted model, not a curated record. The transcript has 15 exons. Gene Ontology annotation, cellular component: cytosol; cytoplasm; mitochondrion. Gene Ontology annotation, biological process: tetrahydrofolylpolyglutamate biosynthetic process. Gene Ontology annotation, molecular function: tetrahydrofolylpolyglutamate synthase activity; ATP binding.
AGCUCCUAAUAAAGGCUUGUGACAUGGACUUCCCCAGUUGUCCGGGGACACCUGUGCUCCUGGUUUGCCACGCCGUUACGGGUGUCUUCUUUGUUUUCUAAAUAUUCAAGCACGAAGAAAAGACAGCCCCACAGCUUCCAGGAAUGGAGUACCAGGAUGCAAUCUGCACCCUUGACACACUUAGUAAAUCACAUGCCAGCUUCGGGGAGCCGCUGCAGCCAGAAGGUCGGAACCCUGAAUUUCCACUCGUGGCUAUGCAGAGCUUCUUGGAGCGAGCUGGCCUUGUGGUGGAAGAUCUUGACAAUCUCAAUAUCAUUCAUGUGACUGGGACAAAGGGCAAGGGGUCAACAUGUGCUUUCACAGAGCAAAUUCUCAGAACCUACGGGUUUCUAACAGGAUUUUUAAGUUCACCACACUUGGUUGAAGUAAGAGAGAGGAUUCGCAUCAAUGGACAGCCAAUUGGAAAAGAGCUUUUCACAAAGUAUUUCUGGCAGAUUUAUGGAAGACUGGAUGAAUCAAAGGAAGCACACAGUGGCAGCAUGCCCAAUUACUUCCAAUUCCUCACCCUUCUGGGCUUCCAUAGCUUCCUGCAGGAGAAGGUGGAUUUGGCGGUAGUUGAAGUGGGAAUCGGCGGCGCCUAUGAUUCCACCAACAUUUCUAAGAAACCAUGGGUGUGUGGCGUCGCAUCUCUCGGCAUCGACCACACUCAGAUUCUCGGGGACACCAUCCAGGAGAUUGCUUGGCAUAAAGGAGGAAUCUUUAAGCCAGAGGUUCCUGCCUUCACGGUCAAGCAGCCUGAAGGCUCCAUGGCUGUCCUGAAACAGAGAGCCUCAGAGAUAGAGUGUCCCCUUUGGGUCUGUCCAGAGCUGGAGGACUACCAGACGGACUGUGGACCUCUGCAGCUGGGCCUGGCCGGACAGCAUCAGCGCUCCAACGCCUCCCUGGCCCUGCAGCUGAGUCACACCUGGCUGCAGAGGAGGCGUCUGCAAGACCAGAACUUUCCCUCCACCACUCUGGAGGGUCCAGGGGUCCCUCUGGCCACUCCUUUCACACCAAGCCCCAUCAUGACCAAAGGGCUGGCCGACACGGUGUGGGCGGGUCGCACCCAGACGCUGAAGAACGGCGAGGUCACCUACUUCCUGGACGGAGCUCACACCAGGCGCAGCAUGCAGGCCUGCGUGAGCUGGUUCCAGGAGGCAGCGGUGCGCUGCGAGAGGAACGCAAGUGGCCCCGUUGCGAGAGUGUUGGUGUUCAACGUCACAGGAGGGAGAGACCCGGCCGUCAUGCUAAACUUCCUGGUGCCGUGUCAAUUUGACUUUGCUGUGUUCUGCCCGAAUAUCACUGAAGCCAACGCAUCCUGCAACCCAGACCAGCAGGACCUCGACGCGUCGGUGGAGAACAUGCUGAGUGGUUGCCGGGACAACGAGAGGAGCUGGCAGCGGCUCCAAGGCGCCGGGGAGUCUCCGCCCCCCGACCGGGACACUGGCCCGGGCGCGCUGGUCUUCCCCUGCAUCCUCAGCGCCCUGCAGUGGGCCGCUCAGGGCCGGGACCCCGUCCUCCUGUCCCGGGACGCGGACAAGCGGGAGGCGCCGGUGAAGCCCAGCCUCGUCGCCAAGGCCGCGCUCCAGCGGGAGGUGAGGGAGAUCCACGUCCUGGUGACGGGGAGCCUGUACCUGGUGGGCGGGGCGCUGAAACACCUGGACCCCUCGUCCUGCUCCAAGUAGAUCCGGCCUCGGGGGGGCACGUUCAACCCUCUGGUGUGACGGCUUCAUUCCUGUAGACUGGAUGGUUUUCUUUUUCUGGAUGAACCUGAUUUGUGAACAUGCCUUUCCCACCUAGUUUCACUCUUGUCUCUUCUACAUUCUUCUUCUACAUUCUUCUUCAAUAUUCGUCGAUAAUGAUUAAUUUGCAUAGUGUGAGAUGGAGCUUAGAUCGACCCCGUGCAAGUUCUGUCCGAGCCCGGCCCGGCCCGACACUGUAAUUAUGAGCCCGAGCCCGAUUUCAUUUUGGGAUGCGUGCGAGUGGAGGAGACACGUGAGCUGCAACAUGUGUGGCGUUUUUAUUUUUUCGGGGGAGCCUAGGGGGAGCACGUUCAACCCUCUGGUGUAACGGCUUCAUUCCUGUAGACUGGAUGGUUUUCUUUAUCUGGAUGAACCUGAUUUGGGUGUGGCCUAUAAGAGGGCCAACUGGUUUUUCUGAUGUGUGGUAUGACAAAGGGUAACGGUUUCUUCCUUCUCGCACUGUUUCUAAUCAGACUGUCUUGAAGUGACAAGGUUGUUGGGACUAUGACUUUAAUCCAAACCUGUAUGCAUGAACUUAAUGAUUUAUGAACCUCUUAAACUGUCAUCUGUGAGUCCAGCAAAAGGAUUUGCUGCAAAAGGAAAUGCAUUUCAUCAUUGUUGAGCUGCAGUGGCAUACAGCUAUAAGCCAAUAAGCCGAUUUUCAUAACUACUGAUUCUUUGCCUUGAAAGCAGAAUCAGUUUAAGUUAAUAUGUGUUCGGUAAGUUCAUCAAAGCCUUUUUACAUUCUUUGGUCCUAAUGAUCGAUUUUUGCUUGCUUUGUUUGUACUUUUUAUUUACUUGGAGAGAAAACACUAUAUAAAUAUAACUGUCUAUAACUUGUGUUCAUAUCU